UUUUGGAUUGACACCAUUACAAUUCUUGUGCUUUGGAGAAGUACCAUUACUAUUCGCCUAUUCGGAAAGAUACCAUUACAAUUCUUGUUUUGUCACAGCAACACCAUGGAGUACGUAUCCGAUGGACUCGGGCCCAACCGCAGGCGUAUACCCCCCGUCCGUUUUCCCGUAUGGCCCAUUUUGCCCCCGGCUCUAGAGGUAAAGGGCGUCGGGCCUCCUCUGUCUUCCGCGGCCGACCCCUAUCGUCGUCCUCCUCUGUCCUUCCCCUUUCCCUCGCCGUUGUGCUCCCCAAACCCUAGCUGACGGCGGCGAAUCCAACUCUGGCGCCGGCGGCGAGAAGAACCAAUCCGAAGGCCGUUGCGAUGGACCCUGUAGACCGCAAUGGGUGAUCCGCAGCCGCGCCUUCCGUUGCGCUCUCCGGUGGAGAUGGCGAACGACGACAGCGGGGUUUCAUUGUUCUCACUAGCUCUUAAAGUUGAAGGAUUCAGUUCCACAGACAGUAGUGGUAGAAAAGCAUACACAAAAGGACGCGUGAUUAAGUGGGAUGUUGAAGUAGGUUCUUUUUCUUUCGAUUUGCUGAUGAAUAGCCUGCGCAAUGAGUUCCAGUGGUCCAGUAGUCAGUCUGCUAGUGUAUGGUUCUAUGACAAAAGGAUGGGGGAAGAUGUCAAGCUAGAGAAUGAUUUGCAGAUGCAUGACAUUUUCGAAAUGUAUAAGGAUCAGAUGCAAUGCGACUUUAUUGUUGGGGUUUUUGACAGUUGUCAUAGACAGGCUUAUGAGUUUGAUGCUUUAGAGCCACUUUGUGUGAUCCCACCUGUUUAUUUUGGUGAUGAUAACCCUGAUCAGAUCCCACCCAAUAGCAAAGACAUGCCAGCUGGACUUGGUAAUGAUGUUGCCGAUCCAAUUGACCAUAAUUCUGGGGAGGCAGAAUUUUUACCAAUAGAUCCAGAUCCUGAGCUUGAGGCUGACAGGGAGCCUGAUAUCUUUGACAAUAGUGAGGAGUAUGUUGGAGUUGAUGAUGAUGUUCACCCCAGAAUCAUCUAA
Molecule: messenger RNA, 1041 nt
Organism: Panicum virgatum (switchgrass)
Lineage: Eukaryota; Viridiplantae; Streptophyta; Magnoliopsida; Poales; Poaceae
Exons: 3
Coding region: 382-1041 (219 amino acids)
Source: RefSeq, a predicted model, not a curated record